AUGCAGCGUGACGUCACGGCCCCGCCCCGCGGCUCGAUGCUGCAGCAGCGGCGGGCCGGGGGCGGCCGGGCGGGGACCCCAGCCGCGCACGGGGCGGGCAGGAGCCCGGCCUCGGAGAGGGAUGCCUCCUGCCUCCAGCCACAGGGCCAAGUGAGUGUCCGUCGGGGGAGAGCCACCUGGAGAAACUGGCCGCCGUGGCAGAGACCCUGGUGGGUGACCGCCGCCCCCAAUGGGCUCUCCCCGCAGGAACACCCACCGGCCCCCCCUGCGAUGAUCCCCCCGGCCGGCAGCACCCCUCCGGGAGAGGACCUCUUCCCCAGUGCGGCUCCCCGGGACUUCUGGAGGGCACAGAUCUCGGGCUGCUCGGAGUCUGUGACCCGGCACAUCAGCCACCGGGCCAACAACUUCAAACGACACCCCAAGAGGAGGAAGUGCAUUCGGCCAUCCCCGCCCCCGCCCCCCAACACUCCCUGCCCGAUCGAGCUGGUGGACUUUGGGGACCUGCACCCCCAGAGGUCCUUCCGGGAGCUGCUCUUCAAUGGGUGCAUUCUCUUUGGCAUCGAGUUCAGCUACGCCAUGGAGACGGCGUACGUGACCCCCGUGCUCCUGCAGAUGGGCCUCCCCGACCAGCUCUACAGCCUGGUGUGGUUCAUCAGCCCCAUCCUCGGAUUCCUUCUGCAGCCACUGUUGGGUGCUUGGAGUGACCGAUGUACCUCAAGGUUUGGAAGGAGACGCCCCUUCAUUCUUGUCCUGGCUAUAGGGGCGCUGCUGGGUCUCUCCCUCUUGCUCAACGGCAGGGACAUCGGCACGGCGCUGGCCGACACGGGCGGCAGCCACAAGUGGGGCAUCCUCCUCACCGUGUGCGGCGUGGUGCUGAUGGACUUCAGCGCAGACUCGGCCGACAGCCCCAGCCACGCCUACAUGAUGGACGUGUGCAGCCCGGCUGACCAGGACCGGGGCCUCAACAUCCACGCCCUCCUGGCAGGCCUUGGAGGAGGGUUCGGGUACGUGGUUGGGGGGAUUCACUGGGACAGAACCAGCUUCGGGAGAGCCCUGGGCGGGCAGCUGCGGGUCAUCUACAUCUUCACUGCCGUCACCCUGAGCAUCACCACCAUCCUGACCCUGCUCAGCAUCCCCGAGAGGCCCCUGCAGCCCCCGGGUGAGAAGAGGACUGCCAUGAAGAGCCCCAGCCUCCCGCUGCCCCCCUCCCCGCCCGUCCUGUGCGAGGAAGUCGCUGGCGCGGCGCUCCCCCAUCACGCGGCCGCCAGCCUGUACGCCAGCUUCUCCAGCCCCAUCUCCCCGCUCAGCCCCCUGACGCCCAAGUACGGCAGCUUCAUCAGCCGGGACAGCUCCCUGACGGGGAUCAACGAGUUCGCCUCGUCCUUUGCCACCUCCAACAUCGACAGCGUCCUCAUCGACUGCUUCACAGGAGGCCACGACCACUACCUGGCCAUCCCCAGCAGUGUCCCCAGGCAGGCCAUCAGUGUCAGCUUCCCCCGGGCUCCCGACGGCUUCUACCAGCAGGACCGCGGCCUUGGGGAGCAGCGGGAGGUGGCCCUGGCCGCCAGCUCCGACGGGGACUUCCUGAGGGUGGGCUCGCUGGACACCUCCAAGCCACGGUCAUCCGGGAUCCUGAAGAGACCCCAGACCUUGGCCAUCCCAGAGGCGGCUGGAGGAGGCGGUCCCGAAGCCAGCAAGAGGAGGAACGUUACCUUCAGUCAGCAGGUGGCGAAUAUCCUGCUCAACGGCGUCAAGUACGAGAGCCAGCUGACAGGCGCCAGCGAGCCGGCGGGGCGGCCCCUGUCCAUGCGGCACCUGUGUCUCACCAUCUGCCAUAUGCCCGCGGCACUGCGCAGCCUCUGCGUCAACCACUUCUUGGGCUGGCUCUCGUUUGAGGGGAUGCUGCUCUUCUACACGGACUUCAUGGGCGAGGUGGUGUUUCAGGGGGACCCCAAAGCCCCGCACACAUCGGAAGAGUAUCAGAAAUACAACAGCGGGGUCACCGUGGGCUGCUGGGGAAUGUGCAUUUACGCCUUCAGUGCCGCCUUCUACUCAGCUAUCCUCGAAAAGCUGGAAGAACACCUCAGCAUCCGCACGCUGUACUUCAUCGCGCACCUGGCCUUUGGCCUGGGGACCGGACUCGCCACCCUGUCCAGGAACCUCUACGUGGUUCUGUCCCUCUGCAUCACCUACGGGGUGUUAUUUUCCACCCUGUGCACUCUGCCCUACUCUCUGCUGUGCGAUUACUACCAGAACAAAAAGUUUGCAGGGUCCAGUGCAGAUGGCACCAGGCGGGGCAUGGGCGUGGACAUCUCCCUGCUGAGCUGUCAGUACUUCCUGGCCCAGAUUCUGGUCUCCCUGGUGCUGGGGCCCCUGACCUCAGCCGUGGGCAGCGCCAGUGGGGUGAUGUACUUCUCCAGCCUGGUGUCCUUCCUGGGCUGCUUGUACUCCUCCCUGUUCGUGGUUUAUGAAAUCCCUCCCAGCGACGCCACUGACGAGGAGCACCAGCCCCUCCUGCUGAAUGUUUGACACCCCAAGGCCCCAACUCUGGCCUCGGGCCUGUGCCUGGGAGUCCGGAGCAGGCCAGCCAGUGAAAAACUAAAGGGCCUUGGUAGCUGCAGGACAGGUUUCCUGAGGAAUGUAAAUAUGUGAUAAAACAAUAAAUGGCAGCAGCAAAGCCUGCAGUUUCUAUCUGUGGUUCUCCCGAGGACUGAGAGGUAACCUGCGGAUUGGCCGCUCUCCGUGCGGACUUG
Messenger RNA from Manis pentadactyla (Chinese pangolin), 2753 nucleotides. It is a transcript of the gene SLC45A1, whose product is annotated as solute carrier family 45 member 1. Lineage: Eukaryota; Metazoa; Chordata; Mammalia; Pholidota; Manidae. Gene Ontology annotation, biological process: transmembrane transport. Bases 1 to 2529 code for a protein of 842 amino acids. The transcript has 9 exons. Gene Ontology annotation, molecular function: sucrose:proton symporter activity. Gene Ontology annotation, cellular component: membrane. The record is from RefSeq and is a predicted model, not a curated record.